Messenger RNA from Abrus precatorius (Indian licorice), 339 nucleotides. RefSeq lists its product as uncharacterized. NCBI's taxonomy places the organism in Eukaryota, Viridiplantae, Streptophyta, Magnoliopsida, Fabales, Fabaceae. The transcript has a single exon. The record is from RefSeq and is a predicted model, not a curated record. The coding region runs from base 1 to 339 and encodes 112 amino acids.
AUGGAACUUGAAGGUAGUCGCAAGAGGAGCAAAUUUUCUUCUUGUGAGAGAGUGGCAGCCAUAAGCUUAGUCAUUCUAGCUGUGGCUUCUCCUCUCUAUAUAGAUAGGAAACCAGAUAGUGAACUGGAAGAUAAUGAGCAACCCAUAAACGUUGCUUUUUGGUUACCAUUUUUGCUCUUUGUGUUGAUUAUAGCCAUAGCUUUAUCAGCUUUUCUUGACCGCAACUUCACAAGGUUUGAUCGUUACUGGAUUCAUAGAGUUGGUGGUUCUUCUGGUGGUAUUGUUUUGAUUCUUAUUGUUCUCUUUCUGGUUUUGAAAUGUAAAGCAUCAUCAAUGUAA